Messenger RNA from Camelina sativa (false flax), 1499 nucleotides. RefSeq names its product gibberellin 3-beta-dioxygenase 2-like. Lineage: Eukaryota; Viridiplantae; Streptophyta; Magnoliopsida; Brassicales; Brassicaceae. The record is from RefSeq and is a predicted model, not a curated record.
AUCAAAUGUUUUUAAUAACAACAGAUUCUACAUCUUUCAAUCUAAAAAAGAAAGUUUUGGCAACCAAUAAAGAAUCGACCAGAAAAGGAGCUUUUGUCUUCGAGUCUCAAAAAUACUCACUCCACAUAUACAACGUACACACUCCCCUUCAGUAUUCAGUAUCGAGUCUAUCGCUACAUCUAUAAAUACCCUCCGAUUUCAACUCCUCUUCUCCACCAAACAUAUCAUAUCAUACCAAAAACAUAAUAAAGGUAUAAAUAAGAGAAAGAUAGAAGCCUUUAGCAUGAGUUCAACGUUGAGUGAUGUGUUUAGAUUGCAUCCCAUUCACAUUCCACUCCCAAGCUUACCCAACCUCAAAUCUCUCCCUGAUUCUUACACGUGGACCGCCAAAGAUGAUCUCCUCUUCUCCGCCUCCGCCUCCUCCGACUCCCACGAAUCCCUGCCGCUCAUUGACCUCUCCGAUCCCCACGCGACCACUCUUGUGGGAAAUGCUUGUACCACGUGGGGCGCGUUUCAGCUCACCAACCACGGAGUGCCCUCGCGACUUCUCGACGACAUUGAGCUGCUAACCGGAAGUCUUUUCCGGCUUCCCUUUCACCGGAAGAUCAAGGCGGCUCGGUCGGAGAAUGGCGUCUCCGGCUACGGCGUUGCUCGUAUAGCUUCUUUCUUUAGUAAGAAAAUGUGGUCCGAAGGUUUCACCGUUGUUGGCUCUCCUCUCCACGAUUUCCGAAAACUCUGGCCAAGCCAUCACCUCGAAUACUGUGAAAUAAUUGAAGAGUACGAAAGACAUAUGCAAAAGUUGGCAGCCAAGUUGAUGUGGUUGGCCUUAGGUUCACUAGGAGUGGAAGAAAAUGACAUAAAUUGGGCCGGGCCUAAUUCAGACUUUCAAGGAACCCAAGCAGCUAUCCAACUAAACCAUUAUCCAAUAUGCCCAGAACCAGACCGAUCGAUGGGCCUCGCAGCCCAUACCGACUCAACCCUCUUGACCAUUUUGUACCAGAACAACACCGCCGGUCUUCAAGUUUUCCGGGAUGGCAUGGGCUGGUUCACCGUGCCAACUGUCCCCGACUCGCUAGUGGUCAAUGUCGGUGACUUGCUCCACAUUCUGACCAAUGGAAUCUUCCCGAGCGUGCUUCACCGUGCCAGGGUUAACCACAUCCGAUCUCGCUUCUCCAUGGCUUACCUUUGGGGUCCACCCUCCGAUCUAAUGAUCUCUCCACUUUCCAGGCUCGUUGAUCCUCUCCAAUCUCCUCUCUACCCGUCUCUCACUUGGAAACAGUACCUUGCUACCAAAGCUACUCAUUUUAAUCAGUCUCUUUCCAUUAUUAGAAACUACAUGUCUUCAGUCCAAAUUUCUUGAUUUUAUUUUUACCUAUCUAAGAUUUUUAAUUAUUAUUAUUAAAAGCUUUUUGUUAUAACUAAUAUAGUAUAUAAAAAAAAAAGGUGUCAUUCAAAUAACUAGCAUGCAUUGCAUGUACACACACUUGUUCUAGUUGUAA